AUGGGGUCGCAGACGCUGCAGAUCCUCCGGCAGGGGGUGUGGGCCGCGCUCAGCGGCGGCUGGUACUACGACCCGCACCAGGCCACCUUCGUGAACGCGCUGCACCUCUACCUGUGGCUCUUUCUGCUCGGCCUGCCCUUCACCCUCUACAUGGCCCUUCCUUCUUCCAUGAUUAUAGUAGCAGUUUAUUGUCCCAUAGUAGCUGCUGUUUUCAUUGUUCUGAAGAUGGUCAACUAUCGCCUGCACAGAGCACUUGAUGCUGGAGAAGUUGUAGAUAGGCGUGCAAAUGAGUUUGCAGAUCAGCGAACGAAAACUGAACAAGGCAACUGUUCAACAAGGAGAAAAGACAGCAAUGGUCCGAGUGACCCUGGUGGAGGGAUUGAAAUGUCUGAAUUCAUUCGCGAGGCCACACCUCCAGUUGGUUGCAGUUCCAGAAAUUCUUAUGCUGGUCUAGACCCAAGCAACCAGAUUGGAUCUGGUUCCUCUAGACUUGGAACAGCAGCAACUAUUAAAGGAGAUACAGAUACUGCGAAGACUUCUGAUGACAUAAGCUUAAGUCUGGGCCAGAGCUCUAGUCUGUGUAAGGAAGGAAGUGAAGAACAGGAUUUGGCAACUGAUCGGAAGCUCUUCCGUCUGGUCUCCAAUGACUCCUUCAUCUCUAUUCAGCCUUCCUUGUCCUCUUGUGGACAGGACUUACCAAGGGACUUCAGUGACAAAGUGAGCCUGCCAAGUCACAGCCACCACCACCAUGUUGACCAAUCACUGUCCAGCGCGUGUGACACAGAAGUGGCUUCUCUUGUACCUUUACACUCACACUCUUACAGGAAAGAUCACCGACCACGGGGUGUGCCACGGACUUCAAGCUCUGCUGUGGCUUUUCCUGACACUUCUCUGAAUGACUUCCCUCUUUACCAGCAGAGGCGAGGGUUAGAUCCAGUCAGUGAGUUAGAAUCUUCUAAGCCUCACUCUGGAUCCAAAGAGUCUGUGGUGGAAAAGUCUUGUCUGCCCGGGGAAUUUCAGCUUGCUGGUGACCUGAAAAGUAGUCAUUCUCAGCCCCCCACCAAAGGGGGGAAGAACAAAGCACUAAAUGCAGAUAAGAGCAUGGACAGCUUGCGGAGCUUGAGCACACGGAGUAGCGCGUCCACAGAGAGCUACUGCAGUGGGACUGACCGCGACACCAACAGUACUGUCAGCAGCUAUAGAAGUGAGCAGACCAGCUCCACUCACAUAGAGAGCAUCUUGUCUGAGCAUGAGGAGUCUCCUAAAGUGGGAACGAGAAGUGCACAAAAGAAGGAGUGUUGUGCUGACCCAGAAGAGAGGAGUAGCUCUGCCAGUGACCAAAGGACUAGCAGUGACAAGACUGCCCUGGAAGGGAGUACAAAUGGUGGAGCUCCAGAAGUCCCAGAGGCUCAGGCCUCCGAUGAGCUGGCUGAGCAGAGAGCACUUAGCACCUCUGCCUCUGAAGAUGCCAAUAAAAACCCACAUGCAAAUGAGCACGUGGAACCAAAGGACAGGCCCUCGGAGAACACGGCCGAAAGCAAAGAGCCGCCAAGUGAGCAGUCUAGCGUGUCGGUGGAUUCCAAGCUUUGUAAAGAUGCUGGUGGGAAGCAGAAGGAAGGAGAUGUCCGCCCCAAAUCCUCCAGCUUAAUCCACCGGACAGCCUCUGCCCAUAAGUCUGGCAGGAGACGGACAGGAAAGAAACGUGCCAGCAGCUUUGAUUCCAGUCGGCACAGGGACUAUGUUUCCUUUCGAGGAGUUUCUGGAACCAAGCCACAUAGUGCUAUAUUUUGUCAUGAUGAGGACUCCAGUGAUCAAAGUGACCUGAGUAGAGCAUCGAGUGUUCAUUCUGCUCACCAGUUCAGCAGUGACAGCUCCUCCAGCACAACGUCUCAUUCGUGCCAGUCUCCUGAGGGCAAGUACAGUGCUCUGAAGACCAAACACAUUCAUAAGGAAAGGGGCACAGACUCUGACCACACACACAGAGCUCACCUGGGUCCUGAGGGAUCUGGCAAAAAGCGAGCCACAAGGCGGACUUCCAGCUCAAAUAGUGCCAAGACACGUGCCCGAGUGUUGAGCUUGGACAGUGGCACUGUGGCAUGUCUGAAUGAUUCAAACAGGCUCAUGGCACCUGAGAGUAUGAAGCCCUUAACCACUUCAAAGUCAGAUCUUGAGGCCAAAGAGGGAGAGGUGCUAGAUGAGCUCUCUUUACUGGGACGUGCUUCCCAGUUAGAGACAGUCACUCGGUCUAGGAAUAGUUUGCCAAGCCAGGUUGCCUUUCCUGAAGGGGAAGAGCAGGACACAGUCAGUGGAGCAGCACAGGCCAGCGAGGAGGCAGUGGCAUUUCGCCGUGAACGCAGCACAUUUAGGCGCCAGGCAGUACGGCGCCGGCACAAUGCAGGGAGUAACCCUACCCCUCCUACCUUGCUCAUCGGAUCACCCCUAAGCCUUCAAGAUGGUCAGCAAGGCCAGCAGUCCACAGCGCAGGUCAAAGUCCAGUCCCGUCCCCCUUCCCAGGCUGCAGUGCUCAGUGCUAGUGCCUCCUUGCUGGUGAGAAAUGGGAGUGUCCACUUAGAAGCAUCACAUGACAAUGCGUCUGCUGUAGGCGGUAGCAGUGUGCACGAUGAACUUGGUAAGUUCUCUUCUGCGCUCUAUGAGACUGGUGGCUGUGACAUGUCACUUGUGAAUUUUGAACCAGCAGCAAGAAGAGCAUCCAAUAUCUGUGAUACAGAUUCUCAUGUAUCCAGUUCUACCUCAGUUCGAUUUUAUCCACAUGAUGUGCUUUCUCUCCCACAGAUUCGGUUGAAUAGACUGUUGACCAUUGAUACAGACUUGUUGGAGCAGCAAGACAUUGAUCUAAGCCCUGACUUAGCAGCCACUUAUGGUCCAACAGAAGAAGCUGCCCAAAAGGUGAAACACUAUUACCGCUUCUGGAUCCUUCCCCAGCUAUGGAUUGGUAUCAACUUUGACAGACUCACACUUUUGGCACUGUUUGAUAGAAAUCGUGAGAUCCUGGAAAAUGUACUAGCUGUCAUCCUGGCUAUUCUUGUGGCUUUUUUGGGAUCCAUUCUUCUCAUACAAGGCUUCUUCAGAGACAUUUGGGUCUUCCAGUUUUGUCUGGUCAUAGCCAGCUGUCAGUACUCACUACUCAAGAGUGUUCAGCCAGAUUCUUCUUCUCCCAGGCAUGGUCAUAAUCGUAUCAUUGCCUAUAGUAGACCAGUUUACUUCUGUUUAUGUUGUGGUCUCAUUUGGCUCCUGGAUUAUGGCAGCAGAAACCUUACUACGACCAAGUUCAGAUUAUAUGGAAUAACUUUCACCAACCCGCUGCUGUUCAUAUCAGCCAGGGAUUUAGUUAUAGUGUUUACACUCUGUUUCCCAAUAGUAUUUUUCAUUGGUCUCCUGCCUCAGGUGAAUACAUUUGUAAUGUACCUUUGUGAACAAUUGGAUAUCCAUAUUUUUGGUGGUAAUGCUACUACCAGCCUGCUCGCAGCCCUCUACAGUUUUAUUUGUAGCAUUGUGGCUGUGGCCUUAUUGUAUGGGCUGUGCUAUGGAGCUUUAAAGGAUUCCUGGGAUGGCCAACAUAUCCCAGUGCUUUUCUCUAUUUUUUGUGGUUUGUUAGUGGCAGUAUCCUAUCAUCUCAGCCGGCAAAGCAGUGAUCCAUCAGUACUUUUCUCUUUGGUACAAUCCAAGAUUUUUCCAAAAACUGAAGAGAAAAACCCAGAAGACCCUCUGUCUGAAGUAAAAGAUCCACUUCCUGAAAAACUUAGAAAUUCUGUUAGUGAGCGUUUACAGUCUGACCUGGUAGUGUGCAUCAUAAUUGGUGUGCUGUAUUUUGCUAUUCAUGUAAGCACAGUGUUCACGGUAUUACAGCCUGCUCUCAGGUAUGUGCUGUACGCCGUGGUGGGCUUUGUGGGGUUUGUCACUCACUACGCGCUGCCUCAGGUCAGGAAACAGCUGCCGUGGCACUGCUUCUCGCACCCUCUGCUGAAGACGGCCGAGUAUAGUCAGUAUGAAGUUCGAAAUGCUGCCACCAUGAUGUGGUUUGAAAAGCUUCACGUGUGGCUUCUUUUUGUGGAAAAGAAUGUCAUUUAUCCACUGAUUGUCCUCAAUGAACUUAGCAGCAGUGCAGAGACGAUCGCUAGCCCAAAGAAACUGGAUGCGGAGUUAGGUGCGUUAAUGAUCACCAUUGCUGGCUUGAAGCUACUGCGCUCCUCCUUUAGCAGCCCUACCUGUCAGUACAUCACAGUCAUCUUCACUGUGCUCUUUUUCAAAUUUGACUAUGAAGCAUUUUCAGAGACCAUGCUGUUAGAUCUCUUCUUCAUGUCCAUCCUCUUCAACAAGUUGGGGGAACUCCUGUAUAAGUUGCAGUUUGUGUACACCUACGUUGCCCCGUGGCAGAUCACAUGGGGCUCUGCUUUCCAUGCGUUUGCUCAGCCCUUUGCAGUGCCCCACUCAGCGAUGCUGUUCAUCCAGGCUGUCGUGUCAGCCUUCUUCUCUACCCCACUCAACCCUUUCCUGGGCAGCGCAAUAUUCAUCACUUCCUAUGUCAGACCUGUGAAGUUCUGGGAGAGAGACUAUAACACAAAACGAGUGGAUCAUUCAAAUACCAGAUUGGCUUCUCAGCUUGAUAGAAAUCCAGGAUCAGAUGACAACAAUCUGAAUUCCAUCUUCUAUGAACAUCUAACCCGAUCCCUACAGCACAGUCUCUGUGGUGAUUUGCUCUUAGGACGGUGGGGAAACUAUGGCACCGGGGACUGUUUCAUCCUGGCCUCGGACUAUCUCAAUGCACUAGUGCACCUCAUAGAAAUAGGCAAUGGCCUGGUCACAUUCCAGCUGCGAGGACUUGAAUUUAGAGGUACCUACUGUCAACAACGGGAAGUGGAGGCCAUUACUGAAGGUGUAGAGGAAGAUGAAGGAUUUUGCUGCUGUGAACCUGGCCACAUUCCUCAUGUACUUUCCUUUAAUGCUGCCUUUAGCCAGCGCUGGCUAGCUUGGGAAGUCAUAGUCACUAAGUACAUUCUGGAGGGCUACAGCAUCACCGAUAACAGUGCUGCUUCUAUGCUGCAAGUCUUUGAUCUGCGGAAAGUUCUCACCACUUAUUACGUCAAGGGUAUCAUUUAUUAUGUCACAACCUCCUCUAAGUUGGAGGAGUGGCUAGCUAAUGAGACAAUGCAGGAAGGACUGCGUCUGUGUGCAGACCGAAAUUAUGUUGAUGUAGACCCAACAUUUAAUCCAAACAUUGACGAAGACUAUGACCAUCGGCUGGCAGGCAUAUCCAGGGAGAGUUUCUGUGUGAUUUACCUCAACUGGAUAGAAUACUGCUCUUCCCGGAGAGCAAAGCCACUGGAUGUGGACAAAGAUUCAUCCCUGGUGACUCUUUGUUAUGGACUCUGUGUCCUGGGACGGAGAGCACUGGGAACUGCCUCCCACCAUAUGUCCAGUAACUUAGAGUCAUUCCUGUAUGGAUUGCAUGCCCUGUUUAAAGGAGAUUUCCGUAUUUCUUCAAUUCGAGAUGAAUGGAUCUUUGCUGACAUGGAAUUGUUAAGAAAAGUGGUAGUACCUGGAAUCCGUAUGUCCAUUAAACUUCAUCAGGAUCAUUUUACUUCUCCAGAUGAGUAUGACGACCCUACUGUGCUCUAUGAAGCCAUCGUGUCUCAUGAAAAGAACCUUGUGAUAGCCCAUGAGGGGGACCCCGCAUGGCGGAGCGCAGUUCUUGCCAACUCUCCCUCAUUGCUCGCUCUGCGGCACGUCAUGGAUGAUGGCACCAAUGAGUACAAGAUCAUCAUGCUCAACAGACGCUACCUGAGCUUCCGGGUCAUUAAGGUGAAUAAGGAAUGUGUCCGAGGCCUUUGGGCUGGGCAGCAGCAAGAGCUUGUUUUCCUCCGUAACCGGAACCCAGAGCGAGGCAGCAUCCAGAAUGCAAAGCAGGCUCUGCGGAACAUGAUAAACUCGUCCUGUGAUCAGCCUAUUGGCUAUCCGAUCUUCGUGUCGCCCCUGACCACAUCUUAUGCUGACAGUCAUGAGCAGCUCAAAGAAGUUCUUGGAGGACCUAUCAGCUUGGGAAAUAUCAGAAACUUCGUCGUGUCAACCUGGCACAGGCUAAGGAAAGGUUGUGGAGCUGGCUGUAACAGUGGUGGCAAUAUCGAAGAUUCUGACACUGGAGGUGGGACUUCCUGUCCUGGUAACAAUUCAACCACUGCCAGUGAUCCCCACAGCAACAUGUCCCAGGGAAGCACUGGAAAUCCUGGGCAAGGAUCAGGAACAGGUCUCCACCCACCUGCCACAUCUUAUCCUCCAACACUAGGCACUAGCCACAGCGCCCACUCUGUGCAGUCAAGCCUGGUCAGACAGUCCCCCGCUCGCGCCUCCGUGGCCAGCCAGUCUUCCUACUGCUACAGCAGCCGGCACUCGUCUCUCCGGAUGUCCACCACAGGAUUUGUGCCGUGCCGGCGCUCCUCCACCAGCCAGAUAUCUCUUCGGAACCUGCCGUCCUCCAUCCAGUCCCGCCUCUCCAUGGUGAACCAGUUGGAGGCCACCAGUCAGAGUGGCACGGUCUGCGCACAGCACGGCCUGCCCUCCUCCAGCAGCUCGAGCCAAAGUAUCCCGGCCUGCAAGCAUCACGCUCUGGUUGGUUUUCUUGGACCAGAGGGAGGGCAGAGCAGCACCACGGAUGCCCAGCCGGGCAACACUUUAAGUCCUGCCAGCAGUUCGCAUGCCAGAAAGGGGGACGUGAUUUACAGAGUCCAAAUUGUGGAUCCCAGUCAAAUUCUGGAAGGGAUUAACUUGUCAAAAAGGAAAGAGCUGCAGUGGCCUGAUGAAGGAAUUCGGUUAAAAGCUGGGAGAAACAGCUGGAAAGACUGGAGUCCUCAGGAGGGCAUGGAAGGCCAUGUGAUUCACCGAUGGGUGCCUUGCAGCAGAGACCCUGGUAUGAGGUCCCACAUCGACAAGGCAGUGCUUCUGGUCCAGAUCGAUGAUAAAUUCGUGACUAUCAUUGAAACCGGAGUACUAGAACUUGGGGCGGAAGUGUGAGCUGCUGCUUUGUACCUGGUUUCCUCUCUCUUGCUUCCCACACAUGGAGCCGGAGAGCCAGGGAGCGACCACUCAGCCUGCCGGGAUCACGUGGAUCUCUUGUGGCAGACGUGAGGACAGUGGUUCAGUUAAGCGCCUCUCUUGGCCCUUUACCCUGACUCCUGUCACUGUCUCCAUCCCAAAUAAAGUGGAAAUAUUUUUUUAAGUUAACUGCCAAGAACACAUUUUGCAUGAAAGAUAAACGUUCUUUUGGAAUACAUCUUUAAGAAGGUUUCCUAUGCAUUGCCUAUGCUUUAAAACAACAAACUUCAUUUCUAAACUAUGAUCUCGUAUUUUUCUAAUUUCUUUGCCAAAAAUAAUUGCCAUUUUUUUGUUGUUGUUGUACAACAUGAAAUCAAUUUACUAUGAUUUUUACAAAGAAAUCCAUGUGGAAACAUUUGGUUUGAUGCAUAGCAGUAUAAAAAUGUAAUGUACAGUGAGAAAGAUGAUGAAUAGAUGUAGAUUUAUCUUAUUCCUGAGCGCUAAAAACUUUAAUGAAAAAACCUGCACUAAUUUUUUAUGACAAUGCACUAAAUCUGAGAUUUCUCAGAACAUUUAUUUAUAUAGAAAAAUAAAAUACCAUUAUUUAAAUUGCCUUUGGGAUUAACCCUUCCCUUUCCUGAUAAGCAUAGUCAGCUGCCCGUGUUCUGUUAGCAUCUGUGCUUCAUGCCAGCGUGUUGGACGUCAUCUUUAAGUGAAUGCCACUCUCAAGAUGCACACAGCUUCAGCCCUGUGUCACAGAGCCAGUGGCCAGGGAGGUGGCCCUAUGAGUACUGAGGCCAGCUACUGGGUCACCCCUGAACAGCUUGUUGCAGUGUGUGCCCGUGCUUCUGCUCAGGCAAGCUCUGCCAGGCUCAGUUCUGGAAAGGAAGUGCUGUUGCUUUUCAGAGAAGUUGACUGACCGGGAACUUCAGAAAGGACCUGUCACCUUUGUUUUCAUAGUCCCUACUGGAAGUGAUUCUCAUGAAGCUCAGUUUCUCAGCUAAUUUUUUUCAAACAAAAUAAUCCAAAUGGUGCACCUCUUAUUGUUCUAUUCCUUUUUAAUAACUUUACUUUUUGUCUGUUAUUUUUCUAUUACUUGAAUUUUAUUUCCUAUAAUUUAUGGGGUAUACCUGUCAUUUGAAAUAUUUAUAACUGUGAAAUUGACUUAAUUCAUGUUGUCUCAUAAAUUAUAUUGGUUUUUUAAGAGCAUGUAUUCAGGGAAAUGUAUAUCUUGGAUUUACAAUUAGGCUACAUGGAACUUCUAUUUAGGUUUAAUUUGCAAGUUUAAGCAUUUUUUUUUAAUUCCUAAGAAAAAUUUCCUUUUGGUUUGAAAGUCCAAAGAACAUUGUACAUCUCCUUUGAGGAUUUAGGAGCAGCCAUCCUUCACCCUACGAAUAGAUAGUAAAAAGACACAAGUCAGGUUCAUCUUGAUACAGUACAUUUAAUCUGACAUAUACAAAGUGUUAUCAUUUCAACACGUGGCGCUGACCAUCUUUCAGUACUUAGUAGCUACAUCGGUCUCAUGGUUACUGUGUUCGAGACAGGUUUGCAGUAUCUUUUCUGAGGUGAGUGGAGAGCUGCUUUUCCUGUUCAUUCAGAGGUAAAUCUCACAGGGUCCCGUGACACCACAGGAGAAGGAAAGAAAGCUGGAGUAGUAACGGCUGACGUGCAUGCUUGCACCUCCACUUCAAAGCCCUGUUUCACUUUUCCCAGUGGUAAAGUUGCUGGUCAGUUGGAACCCAAUGUGCCUUGUGUUGACAUUGCCAUACACUUCACACUUUGCAAAUUUUACUGUUGAAAAAUAUUUGUUAAUUGAUUUAUUGGACCUUUACACAAAGGAACCCUUUCUAAAUUGACCAUUUUAAAGUAUAUUUUCUGACUACUAUUAAUAUAUUCUGCCUCAUUUUGGCAAAUUUGUGGUACACCACGGGUUCAGUGUUGUUAUUUUCUGAAAUUGAAUAUAUGAUCUAUUUACCUAUUUUUUAGAUCUUCUCAAAGGAUUCUCCUCCCUGCUUCUUGUCCCCUCUCUAAAAUGAGUCUGGUCUUUUCACUGCUAGUUCUAGAUGGGUGAGUAAGUGGAGCUUAUCAAUCUCACGGGAACAUAACCCAUUUUCCCACACAGAAAAAAACGAAAACAGCUGAGCUCAGAUAGUAUAGUCUGAAGGACCAGAAUUCUUUUUAUUCCUAGCUGCUCACUCAAAAAAAGAAAAAUUGUUAAGACAUAUCUUGUGCUUUGAAAAGUCAGAUUUCAUAUGUAAGAGUAGACUUUGUAUGAAACACAUAUAUCAAGUCUUACUUUGUGAUUGUUGGAAACUUGAAGCAAGUUAUCUUUUGUUACCACAUAUAACUUUAUUAUAUUUAUAAAUUAUGGACCCUAAGAGAAGCCCUGUUCUUACUUUUCAAAUCUAAGCACUGAUAGUCUUUUGAAAAAAACCUACUACUUUUCUAGUUACCACAGGGAAAUAGUGAUCACUAAGGAAGGAUUUGUGUCUUCAGUUGAUCAAAAUUAAGUGUUUAUAUGCAUUCAUUAAAUUGAUCAUCAGUGUUUUGUUUCUGUGCCUAUUUGAGUAGUGAUUUUUGAUUUUCUGCUUAGCCUUUCUCAUUAGAGUACUAGACCCCAGCAUACCUUAGUGGUUUUAAUCCAUAGUUGCCAAUUUUUCAGAAUCCUAUAAUUUGCAAGUAAGUAAAAUACUUUCAAAGAAAUUCUCUCCUUCAAAGUGGAGCUACAUGGUUGAAAUAUGUGUGUGUUUAUUUUCUUGCUUGGUUUUCUUUUUUAUCCCUGCCUUUAAGAGGACAAUCCCACAGAAGAAAAAAAUCCUAGCUCUAAAUUAAGCCUUCGAUUAAUCUUCCAAUCUUGGUGUAAACUGUCUUAUUACACCAUUUCAACACUUGAUAAAACUUUCAAUGUUGACUUUUUGCUAAAGAGCUUUAAUUUUCCAAGAAUCUAGAUUAACAUAAAAUGCUGAUAUUUAUGGAACUUGGGAGAGUAGUGAUGAGGCUGUGUGAAUAUUUUUAAGGUAAGAGAAGUUUAAUUCUUAUGAAACUAGUGUGCAGACUUAGUCAGUAUUCUGCCUUCUUUGGGUUUCCAAUAGUAGAAGAUUAAAUUCUAUUAGAUUUGAAGUAUUUUGAAAAAUAUUUUAAGUACAUUUGAAAUACUUCUAGUCCUUGAACCAGAAGAUAUCAGGCAGUAUUUCUAUCUUGAAGGAUAAGUGGAAAAUGACUCUAGGCACCAAAUGUCAAGCAGUCCAAGUAUGGAUCUUACACAGUAAACUAGUUUGUUGAGAAGGUUGCUCUCCUCCCUGCAUUGGUUCAUUUUCCCAUCUCCUGUCAGAGGAGGAAGUAUGGCUUUCCAUCUCAGUGAGGGCAGCUGUGCCUUCUCAGAAAUUCUACCUUGUUUCUUAGCAACACCCUAGACCAGAAUUGUUUCUUUGUUCAUCUAAUUUUGGUUUUUCAAGGUAGGGUCUCGCUCUAGCCCAGGUCAACCUGGAAUUCACUGUGUAGUCUCAGGGUGGCCUCAAACUCAUGGCGAUCCUCCUACCUCUGCCUCCCAGGUGCUGGCAUUAAAGACGUGCACCACCAUGCCUGGCUUUUCAGCUAAAUUUUAAGCAUUCUUCAUCCUCAAUAUAUGACUUGGGAAAAAAAAAAGUGUUAUGAGUGUUAUGUGAGACUUCCUUGAAUUUAUGUUUACUAACUCCUGAAGUAUAAAAUUCUGUCCAGUGUGUUAGUUACUUCCAUAUUUAUUUUAAGUUCUUUUUCAUGGAUAUAGACAAAUCUGCUUCUGGGAUUUUAAAAAAAAAAUUCUAAGUCAUCAGUAUUAAUUUUCAUUUUUGUUUGUAGUAAUCACCAAGUUACUUUAAGCAUAGACCCAGCUUACUUUUUCUUUAGAGACAAUGCAUUGUUCGGCUGUAUCCAUGUUCAUUCUAGAGGUAUGUCCUUUAACUCCAAGGUGAUUGGAGAUGAGGCUGAGGGGAUGGCACAUGGAGCCUGUUACUGGCCUUUGAAUAUACAGUUUCAGUCUUAUGUAGAUACUGAGCUCAACUGAUCAGGGAAAAGAGGAAAAUUAGAUACUACAAUGUACUUAGGUAGUGUAAAUUUUAAUAUUAUGUUAAGUACAUACUGCUUUUUAAAAAUACCUGUUUGAAAAACAGCCCCCCUUUUUCUUUAUUUUUCUUAAACAUAAUCUAAAUGAUAUACAACCAGGCCUUCUCAUUUUAAACUUGUUACCCUUUUAGGUAAGAACUAUAAUCAGAGAGGAAUAAAUAAAUAGGUCUGAAGGAAUAUGAAUGAGGAGUAUUAAUUUUGAAUGAACCCAGAGGUGUAGUUUCUGCUGUGAACCACCUCCACAGAAUCAUCUGUCAAGAUUUCUGUUUGAUAAGAAUUUCUCUUGUCUCUAAGCCAGAUAGAAUAAACAGCUCACUUGUGAGCUGAACGUUGUGAUCUGCUGUUUUGUGGAAUCAACAUAAAGCUCUAUAGGCUCUUGAGCCCCUGUCACUUUGUUCUGAUGUUAUGCCUAUGAUGUGGGGUUCUGCCUUCUUUCCCACACUUCAGCUCUGCAGCUGACCACACCUGACUCAGUGGAGCCAAGCUAGGAGGAGUGAAGCUGGUGCUGUGGAGUCCUGGGUGUCGCCUGCACAGAGAGAGAACACCCUGGACUGGAGAGCAGAGGAAGAAUGAGACGGCUGCUUCAGUGACUCUUGAGUUUAGUGUACUUGUGGUUAAGCAAGAUUUUUCUCUAUAUGAAGCUUGAAUCUACAACCAAAACGAUAGAGAAAUGGAGGUGGAAGUCAUAUCUGCUUACGCUUUUAAAAGCUUAUAGUUUAGUAAAAGCAAAUUGUAAAAAUUGAUUAUGUUACCCCUAUCCAUGUCUGGCAGUGAGCUCUGCAUGAGGAAAUGGAAGAGGAGUAUUAAAAAAUGACGGGGGGAGUCGGCAGGAGGAAGGAGAAUGGUUUCCCUUUUCUGAACAUGGGCUCUGGAAGGUCGCCAUUGCCUUUACCAGCACUCAAUGUAAACCAGAGACAAGGAUACAUGGACUUAGUGUGUCAGUGAGUGUGAGUGUGUGUGUGUGUGUGAGUGUUACUGUAAACAGCUUGUAAAUAUUGUAGUUGUUUAAAAUGGAAAAUAAAAGAUGAAAGGUUUUUUGGAAAAUAUAUUGCAUCAAAAAUACUGUAUUGACCAUGGAUAAAACACAGGAAAUAAAUUUUUUUUCAUUUUGC
Jaculus jaculus (lesser Egyptian jerboa) is the source of this 12260-nucleotide messenger RNA. It is a transcript of the gene Pcnx1, whose product is annotated as pecanex 1. NCBI's taxonomy places the organism in Eukaryota, Metazoa, Chordata, Mammalia, Rodentia, Dipodidae. The record is from RefSeq and is a predicted model, not a curated record. The transcript is spliced from 36 exons. Bases 1 to 7026 code for a protein of 2341 amino acids. Gene Ontology annotation, cellular component: membrane.